Molecule: messenger RNA, 7624 nt
Organism: Tachysurus fulvidraco (yellow catfish)
Lineage: Eukaryota; Metazoa; Chordata; Actinopteri; Siluriformes; Bagridae
Product: dystroglycan 1-like
Exons: 3
Coding region: 305-2908 (867 amino acids)
Biological process (GO): nerve development; morphogenesis of an epithelium; muscle attachment
Cellular component (GO): dystrophin-associated glycoprotein complex; sarcolemma; dystroglycan complex
Molecular function (GO): calcium ion binding; laminin binding
Source: RefSeq, a predicted model, not a curated record
GCUCCAGUUAAGCACUCGUAGAUCGAUUGCUCAGGACUACCGCAUCCUUUCCCCCCCAAAAAGGCUGGCAUCUUUAAUAAACCUUCUUCAGUUCUCGUUAUUAACAGGCGAAAUGACUUAUGAGAAAGGUAAAAGAAACUGAAGGCUCAGUUAAUAUGACGAUUCUAUGCUCAUGUGAUAUCAGGAGCCCCUCAAACUAUGAGUACUGGAUGAAGAAUCAAGGACAGAGGAAAGACAGCUGAGUUGAUGGAAGGGAGAAGGAACCAAGCCUUCCUUUAGCCUUAGUGCUAAAAGGGUCAAGAGGAUGAGCCAUCAGGUUUGCAUAAUGCGAAGUGUAUGGGGUCUUCUGCUGCUGUGCCCCAUGUCAUGGACAUCAGAGCCAAUAGUCAUGGAAUUGGAAGCCUCCAUGCACUCCACUAUGCUCUCGGACAUGCAGGCAUCUGUAUCCAGAGUGUCAACAGUGUCCGACUCUGUUGCAGUGGUGGGUCAGAUGUUCAGGAUGAGGAUCCCACUGGUGUCAGAAGACUGUCGUGCUAUAGACAUUUUGUCUGGGAUUGGCAGUGCAGCAUUCCCUGACUGGCUUUAUUGGGAUAGUCAGCUAUGUCUUCUUCAAGGUCUACCAGUAGAGGGGGAUAAAGGUCUGUAUCAUUUCAGCUUGUCUUCAGAAGCCUUACAAAAUCAUGAUGGCAGUAUACAUAGUCACUUACUUCUCAGUGGAACUAAAUUGAGUAGUAGCUCUUACACUAACAGCUGGCAACCAGAUGUCUUCAUUAUCAAAGUAAACCCAGAAGAAAAACAGGACAUAGAAUCUGCACCGUUGGCAAUGCAGACACACACUAAUGCAACAAAUGUGUGUAUAUGUUCAAGUGGCCAGCCAGCCACUGUGCUAACUAUAAUCCUGGAUGCUGACCUCACAAAGAUGAACUCCAGGGAGCGACUGGUGCUGCUGCAGAAAAUGACUUAUUUUGCUAAUAAGCCACCAGAGCUAAUGCGGGUCAUGCCAGUUAUUAACAACCGUUUUUUUGAUAUGACUGCUUUUAUGGCUGGACCAGGAAAUGCAAAGAAGGUGGUGGAGAAUGGUGCACUGUUGUCAUGGAAAUUGGGUUGUGCACUUGACCAAAGCAGUCUGCCUGAUAUUAGUGGGGUCCAGGGGCCAGCAAAAGAUGGUACUAUGUCGACUCUACUGGGCUACCCAGUGGUUGGCUGGUACAUUGUCAAUAAGAAACCUCAGGUGUUCAAGCGUGUCAGAAGACAGACCCAUACCACUCCAACUCCUGUGCCUUCCCAGUUUCCACCAACCACUCACUUAGCACCUGCAGAGCGUAUUGUGCCUGCUCCAGCAUCCCCUUUCAUUGCUCUCUCUACAAAUGUGUUAGUAAAUCCUGCUCGUGGUCCUUUGCCCUUACCGGUUAAACCUACAAUCCGUAUGCGGGAUCAUAUAGCUUACACACCUGUUCUUAUUCAACCUCUACCCACUCAAGUCCUGGGCAGUACUAGCACUCUGCCCCUGCAACCAACACUGACUCGCCCUAGUUAUGAGGAGCCAACUGCCUCUGUUACUCCUCCAACCACUCGCAGACCCAAGACCUCCACCUCGAAAAAAGGUAAGAAAGCAAAAAUCACUCCAAUGCCUAGAGAACCAAAAACUACUGAUAUACCAUACAGCAGUCCAGUGACUAACCAAAAGCCUCAGUUACUUAACUCUAUUGGUGAAUUGAAUGUGUGGGUUGGGACAUACUUUGAGUUGAAGAUUCCAGCCAAUACGUUCUUUGAUCAGGAAGAUGGAAACACAGAAAAUUUACGGCUGUUAAUGCAAAUAAAUCUUUAUCAGGCACUGGAUCAGGGCUCUUGGAUACAAUUUAACAGCAGCAGUCAGCUCCUGUAUGGCCUUCCUGACCAGAGCCAUUUUGGCAGACAUGAAUUUCUAAUGAUAGCAAUAGAUAAAGAAAAUUCAAGCACCAUGGAUGAUUUUCAGGUUCACGUAAACAAUUGGCCGGUUGAUGACCAGUCACCAGUUGUGUUUACAGCUCGCUUUCAAGGAGAACCUACAAUGUUGACCAAUGAUCUCAACAAGAAAAUAUUAUUCUGCAAGAAACUUGCCUUUGCACUGGGUGAUCGAAAUAUCAGUGCUGUCACUCUAAGAAAAAUCUUAAGGGGUUCUAUUCUUGUGGAAUGGACCAAUAGCAGCUUGCCUAAGAAUACUUGUCCAGAACAACAGAUUCAUGAGAUGUGUCGCAGGAUUUCAGAUAAUCAAGGUCAUCCUACAUCCAUCUUUUACAGUGCAAUGGAGCCAGAGUUCAGACCCAUUAAUAUUGGGGCUCGUGGUGCCAACAAAUGCCAAAGGUACUCAUUCCUGCCACUAGGCAAUUUCUCCAUUCCUGUAUCAGCAGAGAAUAUUACUGGUCCUCUGCCAUCCACAGUUACACCUUCAUCUAGUUCAGGCUGGCACAGCAGCGAUGAUGUCUACUUACACACAGUUAUCCCUUCUAUAGUGGUGGCUGCCCUGCUGCUCACAGCUGGUUUCAUUGCAAUGGUUUGCUACAGAAAGAAACGGCAUGGAAAAUUGUCUACAGAGGAACAGGCCACCUUCAUCAAAAAGGGUGUUCCUAUUAUUUUUGCAGAUGAGUUGGAGGAUGCUAAAUCUCCACCCUCUUCCAGCAUGCCAUUGAUCUUACGUGAAGAGAAGCCACCUAUGGCUCCUCCCCAUUACCCUAGUUCUGCCUGUGGAGAAGUCCAUCAGAUCCUAGAGGAAUACAUCUCCUUCAAUGAUGACGAUGAUGAUGAUGAUGAUCCCAGUGCUCCUCCUUAUCAGCCUCCCCCUCCUUUUACAGUUCCUAUAGAGGGCAGAGGUUCUCGACCGAAGAACAUGUCAGCCUACAGGUGUCCACCACCCUAUGUGCCCCCCUAAUUAGAAAAAAAAAAUACAUUUCUGGCUUAUGGUCAAUUUAAGAAAAGACAUCAUAGUGGAAAUAUGGAAUAGAGUAAGUGACUGGUUUUGGGUGUGUGUGGACAAAGCCCUUGACCUUAAGGCAUGCUGCAUAAUUGAUGCUCUAAAUGACUCAGCAGUGCGUCAAAUAUACAAAACAUGGUAUUCUACAGGUCCAGACUUUAUAAGACCUUGCCUCAAACUCAUUGGGGACUCAUUGGGAAUGUCUGAACCAGUUACUACUGAGCAGUAACUAGGAUCUACUGAUUCAGAAAUAAGGUAAAUCCUAUACUUGCUGACCAUUUUGAAACUGACAGACUAAAAUGCUUUGCAUAUUCUACUGCCCCUGAGUGUCACACAAUCAGAUCGUCCCCAAAGCAGAGACGAGGCACUGCCUAAACACAUUUGUUGUCUGUAUAGUUGACGUUUCUGAUUUUUUAUAAUGAUAUUUUUUAAUGUCUAUACUUGGCUUAACUCAACAUUUAUAUGGAAUAUUAUGUUUCUAUGUUCUAUAAAAUAAAAGCAAACCAAUGGUUUUAUCUAUUUGAUCAUAAGCAGCCACAUAGGUAGACAGACAUUUGUGUAAAUGAUCUUUUCAGUCUAAUGUAGAAUCUCUUUUUGCUCCGUGUAUGCAAUGCAGAUCAAAACCUAUGUUGUCAUUAGAUUUGUUUUUCAAAUCAUGGUAUAAAUUAAUUUGCCGAUGGAAGUGCCAGACUCUUUGAAAUCCUGUAACCAACAAACUCUUUAAUAACCUAUUUUAGACAGUAGGUGAGUAACAAAUCUGAUGACUUAUUGUAGCUGAUCGAUAUCCAAAGUUUUUUUCUUACCAUGAAUUCUUCUAUGGUUCUAUCACUAUUAAAUUAUUAUACUAUUAAAGAUGUUUCAGUUGCUACCACAAUUAGCAAAUAGACAGUAUCCUUUUUCUUGUUUGCCCCCUUAUCUACUCUUAUUUUAAGUUUUUCCAUUCUCUUUGUUGUAUUGUGACACUGCAUUAGGUGUUUGUGUAGAAUUGUGUACUGGCUCCACCUGUGAAAUAAAAUACCAGAACACUAGAACUAAUAGAAUAAAAAAGGGUUUUAUGUUACAAGCAUUUUUUAAAAUAUGAUUAUUAUAUGGUAAAACAAAAAAAAUGCAGUAUGUUAUUUAAUCUGAUUUGACUGGAAUGUGCAUUAGCCUUGUGUUCUUGUGAAAGACUGAUCAUUAAAAGGAAAUAUGUGUUGGCUAAAAAUACAAGAAUGACCACAUGAAAACUGAAAAAAUUCUGCAAUCUCAAAAAUUUUGCUACUUUUUCGAUACCUCUGAAAAUUACAUAUAAAAUUUUUUCUUAUAAUACCCUAAAGUUGCAGUUUGUGCCAAAAGCUUUGGCUUUACAACAAUGAUACUACAUGCAGUGUACGACUCAGGAUGAACAUAUAAACUAAAAUCAAGCUAAAACAAUAAUCCCACCCCAAAGAUGCAGAGUGGGGUAUUCCUGCAACUGCUAAUAUAAUAAUAAAAUGUAAACGUCACAGUUUUAAAAUUUGAGUGUAAGUUUGUAUGUAGACAAUAUUAUUCCUCUUAUACCACAGCGAUUUGCCAACUAUUACCAUUUUUCUUUUAUUAAUAAACUACACAUUGUACUUUAACAGUUUCCAGUUACAUUUAAUGGGUCUUAUUUAUUAAGCUGGAUACUAAUGGAUUUAUUUGCAAAUUGUUUGUAUGAUUGUUUAGUAAAGAAAUAUAGUAUUCAUGAAAAUCUAGAAAAAAGGUUAUGUAUACUGAGUGUGUGAAAAUGUUUGCAUUUAUGUGUUGAAAGACUAAAAUCAAUGUCAGAGCUGUAUUGUUAUUGGAAAUUAAUCAACAGCUUCUGAUUCAAGGAGUUAGAAUCGCUGUGGUAUAGUAAUUGUAAUGAACAUACAUUCUUUUAAAGGUUGAAGAAAUCAUUAGGCACCGUCCCCACAGUACAUAGCAAUACCUGUUUGUUUUUUUUUGUUUUUUUUUUACAAAGAUUCGCUGGCCUAUAUUUACAUUUAUUUUACCUACAGAGCUGUUUACAAUGUUGAAAGUCAUUAAGUGAAUGUAAUCUACUGCAGUUGGCAUCCUGCAUUUUGUCUGUAAGAAGCAUUGUUAAUGGAAUGGCACAGAAUAAGCAGUCUGUAAUUAUCUGCGAUAAAAUCGUUAUAGUUAUGAAAUGUAAGACAAUAAUUAUGAUCUAACAGGAUAUAAAUGAGACUUGGAACAUCAUAUUUGUACUAGAGAAAAAAAAAUUGAGGCUGCUUAAGCAGAAAUAACAAACACGUCAUGACAAUAGAAGGAAGAAAAUGAAAGGAAAAUGUAAAUGUAAAAGCAAUAGUUUAAACCAUGGCAUUUAGAGGUGGACUAAGGAGAAUUAAAAUAAGCUACUCUACAAUUUCUUGAAAUGUCUUGACACUAGUUAUGAAUGAACACAGAAAUAACUGAGUAAACCUUCAGUGAAUAAGCAGUGUAUUUGUUAAAGGAUUCCUGGCAUGAGGUACUCAAUUACAGAUGAUCGUGUUUAAAGACAAAGAAUUCUGGUUUUUUUUUUUUUUUUAACAAUUAAAAAUGUAAAAAUGUAAACUAUUACUUUAUCAAGUAGUUUUUAAGUUUAUAUUGUUUUUGUUCUCUUCACUACAAUAAUUACAAUAAUAGACAAAUAAACAUUUUAUUCACACUACUCACUACUGUUCUUUGUGUCUCUGCCAAAUAAAUGAACAGCUACUACAUUCUACCAUGGUCCAUUAAUCCAUUUCGUGCAGUCUAGAUGGAAAGGCUUUCUAUAUUUAAUCAUAACUUUUGAAAAUACCAGAUUACAGGUUUGGGUAUAGAUAUUUUUUUGUUGGAAAUAAUGUAUUUUCACUAGUAACCGUAAGUAAGCAGGAAUUCAUUUUUAUUUAUAAACAUUUCAAAUCACAAAGAUUGACCAGAAUGUUGUGUAUAUUUGUAAUCAUAUUUAGUCAUUAUUCAGUGGGUGUGUGGUCACUCUUAGCCAAAAGCCAAUAGUAUCUGAGAGUAGUGGUACAGUAUAGUCUUCUUUGAGCAGUGGCUUUUGACACUACCACCUAUGCCCUCUGGAGGUUGUUGGUUAUGUCACCAACUGUCGGUUUGUAAGUUUUUCUUCACAGUUUUUCUUGGCUGAUCUGUAUGUGAUCUAACCUCUAUUUUCAUAGCUUUAAAUGGUUUGUUUUUAAAAUUAUAGACAGCUCUUUGUUCUUCAUGUUGGUCUAUCCUAUUUUAAAAAAAAAAAAAAAGAAGAGCUAUUCCUAUCAUCUUACAUUCAUUCAUCUUCUGAUCUCAAAACCCAAAGGUCUUCAGCGUAUAGCAAAACAGAAAUAAAGUACAUUUCUUGCUCCAUCAGUACUUUAAGCGAACUAUAUGUAGCUGGGACUUAAACUAUUAAGCAAAGAAAACAUUAGUACAAAUUGAAUCCUACAAUAGGUAGGGAGCCUCUUUUUUAGCUGCUUUUUUGCAUGUAAACUGUAAAUGAUCCACUGAAGGUACUAAAAUAGUACAAUCUGUAGAUUGUAAUCUUUAUAAUUUAAACAAUAUUAAGAUUUACUGUUACCACAUCACAGCAUGGUCCCUGGUUCAGUCUUUAGCUUACUGUCUGUAAAAAUGCAAAUGAGUGGCUUGGCUGUGGAAAAUUGCCCAUAGUGGUCUAUGGUGCAUUCUAAUGUGUUGUGCCCAUCGUUCCUGGGAUUGCCGGUUUCCACUGUUUCUCUGACAAGGUUAUUCAUUCUGAAAAUAAAUGAAUGAUUUGGAACAGAAUUCACCUAAAUAAAAUAAAUCAGUUGUGAACAAUAAAUUCCUUACCUGUUAACUCAACAAACCCUAUAAAAUGAAGGCACUGCCUUUGUUAUUAGAAUAUUUUUGAAAUAUUGUUUUAAUGAACUCAAAAACCAUAAUAUUGUUAAAAAAUAUUUAAUGAGGUUGUCACAAUAAAUAAUUUAUUUUUCUUCCUUGCGUUCUGGAUAACAGGGCAGUUUCAUUUGAACCUCAUGGACACUCUGUGUGUGUACAUUAGAUUAGAUUUUAAAGUCAUGAUGUGACUAGGAAAAAGUGUUUAAUAUGCAAGGUAAGACAAAUUACUAAAUUUCUACACACUUUUGGCAAUGGUGAGGAGUGUUUGAUUUGUUGCUCUUGCUUUUUUUUUCUUUGAGGUGUUGUUCAAAGAGACUUUAAGAGGUCUAAUAUGACUUUAAGAGGUCUUCACUCUGUACCAUGACACUGAGCAACAAAUUUUAUAAUUUACUACAUUCUCUGUACUCAAAUGAAGUCAGGGACCAGAUAAUUUAGGAUUUUAACAGACCUGAUGUCCUGCAGACUCAAAUUAAUGCUGUCUUAACAAGCUUAGUUGUUUUCUUUACCUGGCAUAGCUGAUCAAAUGCCUUUGUGUUUAUACAGAAGUAUGUUUCAUUACUAAAGGAUUUUUCCCCCCAAUGGUUGGCAAAAAGGGAGUACACUGGAUGCACAAUUUUAUCCUGCAUAAUUUCCAGAGGACACAAAUGAACAUAAAGGCUUUAUUAAUGAUUAAAUGAGAUACAAAUGUCACAAAGCUGGGUCAUUUCAAUGGUGUUUUUAGUAAAAAUACUUUGAUACAUUCUGUACAAUGACUCUAUACAUUUAGGAAGGCAUCACCUAAAAUAAAAUUCUUGAAAUUAUGGCCAAAAUAAUAAAAGAAAAUCAUUACCAAAAAAAAAA